UCUCUUUCUUUUCCCUCUCUUUCCCUCUCUUAUUCCAGCCUUUCGCUUGUCUUCUCUUUCUUUCUAUCUUCUCUUUCUGCCACUUUUUUUCUAUUCUUUUUUUCGUCUCUUCAUUUUCUCGUUUUAAUUGUUAAAAAUUCAAUUUAUUUAUUGUCCUUUAUUAAUUUGAAUACCAUGAUGAGUGGAUUUACACCUUUAGGAAUCAAUCAAUCUAAAUAAUAUUAACGGCUUGUGUAUAUAACCGGCAAUCUACGUACAGAUAUAUACGGAAAGUCCUCAUUUUGAUCUCACCAGCCAUCUUCAACAUUUACAAUUCCAUUUCAUUAUUGGCCUGUUCAUCAGGUUUUCUUGUUUAAUUUUGUUGGAAACUUAAUCAACUCUAAAGUGAUCAUAAAAACCAUACAAUUGGCUCUUUCCAUUAUCCAGCUGAUAUCAGCUUUAAAAUUGAUUUGUAAAAUACUUAGUAAUUAUUCUGCUGUUAAUACAAAUCAGAAUCACUCCAAGUGUAUAAAUUAUCCAUUUUUGUUUGUUGACCAAUUUUUUGACCCUGACCUCUGCCGAGGUGUGUUACUAGUUUCUAAGGUUUUGUGAAAGAUGGUUCAAAUGGAAGAAAAAACAGAAACUACAGAUAGAGCUGAAAAGGCUGAGAAGCCCGAUAAGCCUAAGAAACAACCUAAAGAGGUUAAAAUUGAAGAGACAGAUAUUCCGGACGAAGAAACCGGUUUUCCUGGUUGCAUGAGAGGCCAUGUUAUUCGGGGUAAAUUCAUACCGAUAAAUAAGAAAACAUGGAUCGACAUCGAUAUUGAUGGCAACGAUGCUAUCUUGGACUGCGCCUCUCAAGUGGUACCGUUGAUGAUUAAAAAGCCUAAUAUUUUUCCGCCCAAAUUGGCUGAACCCGAGGUUGUCAAAGGGCCCAGUGUUGCAGAAGAAGAGGAAAAGGAAGAUGAAAUCAAAGAGGAAGAGAUUGAAGACACUGAGAAAAGUAAAGACGAAAAGAAAGAUGAAACUGAAGAAGUGGUCAUCGAAUCAGACAAUGAAGAAAAAAAUGAGUCUCAACAGUCAACAUCUACCACUGCAGUUGGAGCAAAUCAACAAACACAGCCUGGUCAACAAUCAACUCAAGCAGGACAAAGUAACAACCAGCAAGAGACCAAUAAUUUAACGAUGCUCACUAUUUCAGAUUAUUAUAAAUCUUCAGUUGGAAAUUUAUUAAUGGGUAUCGGUUUGAGCCGAUCCAAAGAGUGGUACCAUAAAGAUGUUAUUAGACAAUUACACAGAUCGAUUAGAAAACAAGGAGAACUUGAUGAUCUCGUGGAAGAAUUGAAGAGACAACAACAAUUAUAUAAUGAGUGUAAAGCUGCUAACAGUAUAUUCACUUUCCCAUUGAAAAAGUGUCAUAUGUGUGAUUUUAAAACUGAAUCUGAUGUUGCAAUGGAAGGACAUCUUAAUAUACCACAUUUAAGUAACAGAAAAGAAUACAGAUGUAAUUUUUGUGUUUUUGCGACCCGUGAUACACAGUCAAUUGUGUCUCACUUUAAGGAUACUCAUAAUCGUUCGUGCAUCUUAGAACCACCACCACUGUUAAACUCUUGUCCUAUCUGUCCCUAUGAAUCGAGUCAAAAAGCUAAAGCCGCUACUCACAUAGCUAAAUGUAUGAAAUUUUUCCAUCCUGACAAGGUUCAACAUCUCCCCGAUCCUGAAUCCGAGUAUCCUGCAAUAACUCCUAAACCCAUCACCCAAGAGGAUAUUAAAGUUUAUGAUGCUACUUUGAUAGCUUUGAGAGCAGCAGCUCUUUCAUCUAAUACCCAAUUACCAAAUUUACCUGGCCUACCGAGAGGUCUUCAACACCAAAUGCUAAUGAUGCAGCAACAACAAGUGGCACUUCAAAGCAAAGCUAUGAAAGCCAACAGAGUUAUUCCAGGAAUAAAGGCUAAUCCCGCAGCAUUACGAAACGCAGCUAAUUAUGAUAUUACAUCAAAUCCUAAUUUUGCUAAAUCUAAUGCUCCUCAAUUGUAUCAUAUGUUACAAGCCGGUGGUCACACUCAAUUGGUACCUGUACAGCAAAGCAAAUAUCCACAAGGAGUUAACUCAACCACCCAUUUACAGGCAGUCAAAGGUCGAGUUAUACCUGGCUCGGGUGGCGCAUUGUUACAAAAAAGUCCAGCCGGUAUGAGGCCUAAUAGUACAGAUAGUAUUGAUUCUCCGGCUGGUGGUAAAGGAGGAACUUUUGUAAUUUGUGAGAUUUGUGAUGGAUAUAUCAAAGAUCUGGAGCAACUAAGAACUCAUAUGCAGUGGAUACAUAAAGUUAAAAUUCAUCCAAAGAUGUUGGCAAGUCGCCCUCCGCUUAACUGUCAAAAAUGUCAAUGGAGAUUCUUUACAGACCAAGGAUUAGAAAGGCAUUUGCUAGGAGCUCAUGGAUUAGUUACAUCGAACAUGCAAGACAUGGUUGAUCAAAAUCAAGAUGGUGGUCGAUGCACCAUCUGUGGCCGUAUAUCUGCCAACAAACUAGUGGCUCAUAUGAACCAGGUACACAAGAUCACUUUAAGGCCUGCUUUACUAUCCUACAAGUGUACAGUAUGUUCAGCGACCUUCAACUUAUAUCGAUUAUUUGAAAACCAUGUCUACAUGGUUCACAGUGGAUCAGUUAAAAGGAAUCUUGAAGAUUCUAACCAAUCGCUAGUUAAGAAACAAAAAACUGGAAUUAAUGGAUCCGAAUGUCAUAUGAAAAAUUAAUUAAAUAAUUUCUCAUUUCCUUUAAAUUUCACUAUUCCUUUAUCGCUUUCUUUCUCUCUAUUUCUCGUCUCUUCGCUCUUGUCUCUCACAAACUCACAACAUACAUACAAAACACAUUUUCUACCCACCUUUCACCCUAAUUUGUCUCAAAUUGUCCCUUUCCACACACAUUCACAUUAAAUGACAAACCGAUAUUUAUAUAUAACAUAAAAUAACACAAAAGUCUCGUUUAUAUUACUCGUUUAUAAUAAUUACUUAUUUUUACA
Messenger RNA from Tetranychus urticae (two-spotted spider mite), 2999 nucleotides. Its product is annotated as MOG interacting and ectopic P-granules protein 1. Lineage: Eukaryota; Metazoa; Arthropoda; Arachnida; Trombidiformes; Tetranychidae. Gene Ontology annotation, molecular function: DNA-binding transcription factor activity, RNA polymerase II-specific; RNA polymerase II cis-regulatory region sequence-specific DNA binding. The record is from RefSeq and is a predicted model, not a curated record. Gene Ontology annotation, biological process: regulation of DNA-templated transcription.